AUGGCUUCGAGAGUAGCAGUGCAGCAGAACAGAGCCGAGGGAGCAGUUCCUGAAGGUCGGAUUAAGCAGAAGAACAUGGCGGCCGCUCCAGGAGGAAGAAAUAGGCGAGCACUUGGAGAUAUUGGGAAUCUUGUAACUGCCCGUGCUGUCCUUGAAGGCAAACCCCUUCCUCAGAGACCAGUUACUAGGAGUUUCUGUGCUCAAUUGCUAGCUAAUGCUCAGGCAGCUAAAGCUGCAGAAAACAACAAGAAAUGUCUGCCAGUUAAAGUGGAAAAUGAAGGAGUUGUUGGUGCCCAGGCUAAGAAGCCAGUGCAGAAAAAACCAGUUGUUAAGCCUAAGCCUGAGGCUGUUAUUGAAAUAAGUUCUGAUUCAGAACCAGUGAAGGUAGACAAAAGGGAGAAGAAAGCAAAUGGGAAGAAAACAGCCCCAACUCUUAGUUCAACUCUCUCUGCUAGAAGCAAAGCAGCAUGUGGUUUGAGCAAGAAAACCAAGGAUGUAAUGGUAGUGGAUAUUGACGCUGCUGAUAUCAACAAUGAGUUAGCAGUCACUGAGUAUCUCGAUGACCUGUACCAAUUCUAUAAGAUUGCAGAGAAUGAGAGCAGGGUUGGUGACUACAUGCCUUCUCAACCUGACAUUAAUGAAAAAAUGAGGGCAAUUCUGAUUGAUUGGUUGAUUGAAGUUCACCACAAGUUUGAACUCAACCAAGAGACACUUUACCUCACCAUCAACAUAAUUGAUAGGUAUCUUGCCAUCAAGGCUACUCCCAGGAAGGAGCUACAGUUACUUGGUAUGGGUGCAAUGCUCGUGGCUUCAAAAUAUGAAGAAAUCUGGGCACCUGAGGUGAAUGACUUCGUAUGCAUGUCAGAUAGAGCUUACACUCAUGCACAGGUGCUGUCCAUGGAAAAACGCAUUCUUGGUGAAUUGCAAUGGACUUUGACUGUUCCAACGCCAUAUGUAUUCCUUGUGCGCUUCAUCAAAGCCUCCAUUCCUGAUUCAGACAUUAUGGAGAACCUGGUUUACUUCCUGGCAGAACUUGGGAUGAUGAAUUAUGCAACUAUCAGUUACAGCCCAUCAACGAUCGCUGCGUCAGCCGUGUAUGCAGCAAGAUGCACCCUCCAAAAGACCCCUCUUUGGGAUGACACUCUGAGAUUGCACACUGGUUUAUCAGAGCAGCAAGUAUUGGAUUGUGCAAAGCUACUUGUCAGCUACCAUGCCAUGGCUCCAGAUCACAAGCUGAGGGUGAUCUACAAGAAGUACUCCAGCACUGAAAGGGGAGCUGUUGCUGCAUUGCCUCCUGCCAAGGCUCUUUUGGAGUUAUCAUCUUGA
Messenger RNA from Oldenlandia corymbosa var. corymbosa, 1326 nucleotides. NCBI's taxonomy places the organism in Eukaryota, Viridiplantae, Streptophyta, Magnoliopsida, Gentianales, Rubiaceae. The record is from the annotation of a GenBank genome assembly.